AUGGGCGCGCCCAUCAAUCGCCUAAACGGCGAUGACAGUAGCUUACUGCACCACUUGGUAUAUAAUUUCCAUUACGAAUGCCUGCAGUCAGCAUUGGAACUAGGCGCACGAACAGAAGCCAGGUGGCACGUGGAUAGGAACAUUGGUGUGUUUCAGGAUGAGCUUGAGCAUGAGACUUCAAAGGGCGUGAAAACUCCGCUUCAACUUGCUGCAUACUUGGACGAAGUUGAAGCUGCUCGCUUGCUACUCAAGUAUGGAGCCGAUAUCAAUGCCCGCCCGAGCGACGAGUACGGCAGAACUGCGUUACAGGCAGCGACGUGUAACUUCAGAGAACAGUGUGGACAUGAAAUGCUGCAACUUCUGCUUUCCUUCAACCAGGACAUCAACGAACUACCAGCAAAUCAAGGAGGCCUCACAGCCCUACAGGGGGCAGCAAUAAGCGGCGAUUUAGGUGUUGCCAAGAUGCUGCUCGAACGCGGAGCAGAUAUCAACGCCCCUGCCGCAGCCGAGAACGGCAGGACGGCGAUCGAAGGAGCUGCUGAGCACGGCCGUCUGGACAUGGUACAGUUCUUGCUCGAGAACGGGGCCAAAGGUGAUCCGGAGACUGGCUUCUCCAGGGCAAUUGAGCUCGCAAAAGCAGAGACCCAUUUGGGAGUUGCAAAGGUUCUUGAGGAGCACGACGAGAUCUCGGCGCUCCUUGAUAUGGGGCUGGCGUAUGGAGCGAGUACUGACCUGGCCACUACUCUGCCAUCUCCGGGAAUGAUAUUCGACAUUUGA
Molecule: messenger RNA, 777 nt
Organism: Colletotrichum abscissum
Lineage: Eukaryota; Fungi; Ascomycota; Sordariomycetes; Glomerellales; Glomerellaceae
Exons: 1
Coding region: 1-777 (258 amino acids)
Molecular function (GO): protein binding
Source: RefSeq, a predicted model, not a curated record